AAAAUCACGCAAAUCCCAUACAGCUAAAUAAGAGCGUGGACAUUUGCAGCAGCAACAGCUAACACAUGAACUGUAUUUACUGAUUUUCUUUUCUGCUUCGCCCGACUUGGCAAAUUACUUUGGGACAAGCUUUGACAUACCUUAAGAACCCGGCACCGGAGAUCAGAGAGGAUGUUCAAAAAAUUCGAUGAGAAGGAAAAUGUGUCGAACUGCAUCCAGCUAAAAACAUCAGUGAUCAAAGGCAUCAAAAAUCAGCUGUUGGAGCAGUUUCCUGACAUCGAGCCAUGGCUCAAUCAAAUAAUGCCAAAAAAGGACCCUGUUAAAAUAGUCAGAUGCCACGAACACAUAGAAAUCCUGACAGUGAAUGGAGAACUCCUUUUCUUCAGACAGAGGGAAGGACCAUUCUAUCCAACCCUCAGACUGCUCCAUAAAUAUCCUUUCAUUCUCCCACACCAACAAGUGGACAAAGGAGCUAUUAAAUUUGUGUUGAGUGGAGCAAAUAUCAUGUGUCCAGGUCUCACUUCACCAGGUGCCAAACUCUACCCUGCUGAUGUUGACAAAGUGGUUGCUAUUAUGGCGGAGGGAAAGCAACAUGCACUUUGUGUUGGUGUAAUGAAGAUGUCAGCUGAAAACAUAGAGAAAGUCAACAAGGGAAUCGGAAUCGAGAACGUUCACUAUCUGAACGACGGUUUGUGGCACAUGAAGACAUAUAAAUGAUGAUGUUGCCACCUGCACCACCCAAGCCAGGCCAUACAAGAUAAUAUGUGGGAAGAUUUUGUCAUUGAGGCGUGAGCUGCAAUUUAACUGUUUACACCUACGCACUUGGCUCUGUAACCUGCUGGAGGCUGUAAAUCAACCCUCAAGAUGCACAAAUAAAGAAAAGAUCCUGCUUCAA
Messenger RNA from Girardinichthys multiradiatus, 895 nucleotides. RefSeq names its product MCTS1 re-initiation and release factor (gene mcts1). Gene Ontology annotation, biological process: formation of translation preinitiation complex. The coding region runs from base 172 to 717 and encodes 181 amino acids. The record is from RefSeq and is a predicted model, not a curated record. Lineage: Eukaryota; Metazoa; Chordata; Actinopteri; Cyprinodontiformes; Goodeidae. Gene Ontology annotation, molecular function: RNA binding. The transcript has 6 exons.